UAGGUAUUAGGACUAAUGUGUGCCUGAAGCGAACCGCCAUUUUGAUCUUUGCUACGUAAAAAUUAGCAUCGUCUGUGAGAUCUUGCUAAGAUAUUUUAUAUUGCUAGAUUAUAAAUUGCAUAUUUACGGAUAUUAUUAGAAUCCAGCUCAAAAUAUCAUCGGGCGAUGUCGGAACGGAAACGAUUAUUGGAAGAUCUUCGGGUAAUAGAUUUACGCGCUGAGUUAGAGAAGCGAAACCUAGAUAAAAGCGGUGUCCGCGGUGUGCUCAUACAACGUUUGUCAAAGCAUUUGGAAGAACAAGGUAUUGAUCCAACUACAUUUACUUUUGAAUUGACCACUGCUGAUCCAAAGACACCUUCUAAAAGAACUAGACGCACCGAAAGUUCCCUUGAAACGGCUGAGUCUGAAGAUACUCCUGCCAUGGAAGAUAUGAUCGUUCAAGACACCGCCGGAGACGAGGAAGAAACAGAACAAGCUGAAGGAAAUAAAAAAAUUAAAUCUGCGAAAGAUUCUCCAAAGAAAUCAGAAGUAAAAAUGGAAGUAGAAGACACUGAGAAAGUUAAUAGAAAACGGGAGAGCAAAGAUGAAGCCGAAGCUUCCCAAGCUAAAAAACAAUGUAUUGAUAAAGAUAUUAAACAUGAGGAAGACCACAAAACGGAAAAUAACACAGAUGCUGAGGAUAGCAUUAAUUUAGAUAUUGGAGAUGACGAAUUAUUAAAUGAAGAGACUGAUAAUGCUGGAAAACUAAAAAAAGAUGACGCCGCGCGAGAGGAACCUGCGGCGGCCUCGGGCGACGACGUGGAGCAGAAGGACAACGCGUCUGCUGACACCGCAUCAUCAGAAAACCAACAAGUAAUCACCGAAGCAACAGCCACUAGUAAUGAUACAGAGAAAAAUGAGAAAGAAGAAAAAGAAGAGAAAGACAAGGAAGGAGAAAAUGAUAAAAGGGAGAAGAAAGAUGAAAAUAAAGAGGGUGGUGCUCGUAAUCUGUGGGUUAGUGGCCUGUCAGGAGACACUAGGGCUAAAGAUUUGAAGCAAUUGUGUAGCAAGCAUGGCAAGGUUAUUGGCGCCAAAGUUGUAACUAAUGCCCGUACACCUGGAUCUCGCUGCUAUGGAUAUGUGACAAUGGCUAGUGCUUUAGAUGCCGAAAAUUGUAUCAAAAAUUUACACAGAACAGAACUACAUGGGCGUAUGAUAUCUGUGGAGAAGGCUAAAUCUGAAUCAGAGUCAUCUUCGCGCCGACAACCGUCUUCUGUUCGUCCAGAAAGGCGCUCAAGCAUAGAUCGUAAAGACGAAAUCAAAGAAAAUCUAGAAACUAAAGAAGGGGUCGAAAAAGUGGUUGAUUUAAAACCGAAGAAAGAAGGUGAUAUUUCUGGGGCAGAAAGUACCAGAUCUACAUCGCGCACUAGAGAAAAAUCACAUCGAUCAGAUAAGGAGAGAGCCAGGCGUAGCUCUAGAAGUCGUGAACGAAGGAGAUCGCCCCGGGAAGUUCUUUCGUUUUCUAAAAUAUGGAAGGAACGCGACGUAGCACGCGCCCGCGAGCGGUCGCGCGCCGCGCGCGAGGAGGAGCGCCGGCGCCGCGCGGCCGAGGACGCGCUGCGCGAGCGAGAGCGCCGACAGCGACAGGAGAAGCACCGUCUCGCACUCGAGCGAGAGAAGCUGCGAGCAGAAAGAGAAAAAAUUGAACGAGAGAAAAAUGAACUGCUCAGACUAGAGCGCGAAAGGCAUAGAUUAGAACGCGAGAAACUGGAACUUGAAAGAUUAGAAUUAAAGAGAGCACAACUACGAUUAGAGGAAGAAAGACGUAAACGUGGAUAUGAAAAUAGUGCAUAUCGAAAGCCAGCCGCCAGUCCGCCCCCUGAACCUGGCUAUGAGCGAGACUCAAGACACAAACGGCCCCCGCCUCCGCCAAUGGCGUCAAGUCGCGGACAGUUCGAAGCGCCGCCGCCGCCACGUUUCGAGAUGACGGCCGCGUAUGAGCGCAGUGCCGACAAGCGUGAAAGAGAUCGGGAUUAUAAGCGAGACUACUCACGACACGUUUCUUCGGGUAGUAUAAAGUAUCCAAGUAAUGGAAGUACUACUGAGGAUUCGAGGCAGCAAAUUCGACCAGGCACUAGACCUAAAGAAACAGGCCGAUAUGACUCGCGAGAGAGCCCCACAUAUCGCCCCUCGCCUGGCAAGCCAGAACCUAGAAGUUGGAAUGCUUCUAGUAGAUAUCCAGAUGCAGCGGCGCCUUCUAAAGGCAGUGGCACCGGGGGCAGCGAGACGUGGUCCAGCGGUGAGGCGCGUUACGGCGGUGCGUAUGAAGCGCGCUACCCACCCGCCUACGCCGCGCCGCCUCCCGCUGCGCCUUACGCCGACCGUUACCCGCCCACCGCCAGAGACUACGCGCGCAAGUACUGACGAGGUCGAGAACUACGACACAUACAUGGCCUUUAAAUUGAUUUUCAGUUCUUCUAUACAACAUUUGCCAUGUGUUACUUGGUUUUUUAGUAGUAAACACUAAUAGAUAAUGUUUCAUUCCCACAAGUAUUCUUUUGCAAUAUGUUGUAGAUAUUAUGCUUUAUGUAGAGAAAUAUCAAUCAUUAUGAUAUGUCAUGUUUUAUGUAUAUGAAAUAUGAACCUUUCUAAUACUUUAUAAGACUACUGAUACUUCUACUGUGUUAGCAUGUGCAUACUUUUCAUAUUUUACUGAUUAACGAAUUUGUAUGCAUAAGCUGAUUGCA
Molecule: messenger RNA, 2726 nt
Organism: Vanessa tameamea
Lineage: Eukaryota; Metazoa; Arthropoda; Insecta; Lepidoptera; Nymphalidae
Product: SAFB-like transcription modulator
Exons: 18
Coding region: 166-2403 (745 amino acids)
Biological process (GO): regulation of transcription by RNA polymerase II; regulation of mRNA processing
Cellular component (GO): nucleus
Molecular function (GO): sequence-specific DNA binding; RNA binding
Source: RefSeq, a predicted model, not a curated record